AUGUCCACGCCACCGUCCCUGCAGAUCCGCGAGGCGAAUGCACACCUGGUGGCCGUGCACCGGCGCGCCGCGGAGCUGGAGGCGCGGCUGGACGCGGCGGAGCGCACGGUGCGCGCCCAGGCCGAGCGCCUUGCCAGCCACGAUCAGCAGCUGCGCGCCGCCCUGGACGAGCUGGGCAGCACCAAGGACCGUGAGAUUGCCGCUCUCCAGGAGCAGCUGGUGACCUCCGAGGCCACUGUCCACAACCUGCAGGCUGCCUUGCACCAGAGGGACAAGCUCAUCAGGCAGCUGCAGCCCCGGGCCGAGCUGCUGCAGGACAUAUGCCGCCGGCGACCACCUUUAGCUGGGCUGCUGGCAGCCCUGGCUGAGGCUGAGCGCCUGGGUCCCUUGCCAGCCAGUGAGCCUGGCUACCCACUCUCUGGUGGGCCCAGUUUACUUCUAGCCAACAGCACUGGGGAGGAGGGGGACAGGGACAAUCUCCAGCCAGCAGUGUUUGGGACCACUGUGUGAGCCCCAGAGCACAGAUUCCGGAAUGGAGACAGAGAGUGCCUGUGGAGACUUUUCCCACUGCUGUGGGCAUCUUCCAGGGGGUGGGAGGAGUUGUCACCAUUGUCCCAGAGGGGACCCCAUAGCAGAGCCAUAAUCCUU
This is a messenger RNA of Molossus molossus (Pallas's mastiff bat), 648 nucleotides long. It is a transcript of the gene VMAC, whose product is annotated as vimentin type intermediate filament associated coiled-coil protein. Lineage: Eukaryota; Metazoa; Chordata; Mammalia; Chiroptera; Molossidae. The coding region runs from base 1 to 510 and encodes 169 amino acids. The transcript is spliced from 2 exons. The record is from RefSeq and is a predicted model, not a curated record.